CAGAGUUGGUGCUGGUUGGACUAUGGCGAGGCUCGGGUUGUUGUAUUUGUUUGUCGGGGUUGUAUUGUCGUUGUUGUCGAGUCACGGGUUUUGUGCGGAGUUUCUCUUCCGGUUUGGAUCUUACUAUGCCGAUCACAUGGUGUUACAGAAAGAACCUGGCCGAGCUGUGGUUUGGGGAUAUGGUGCAGUGGGAGCAAUAAUCCGUGUGUCGGUCCGGACAGACAACAACACAUUAACUCAUGAAGUAACAAGAGUGAACCAAGGUGUCUGGAAUGUUUUCCUUCGCCCUUUUGGUCCAGGUGGUCCAUUUUGGAUUAUUGCAGAGCAGAAUUAUUCCAGAAGAGUGGAAAGAAUUGUUUUAAAAGAUGUUUAUUUUGGAGAUAUCUGGCUGUGCGGUGGGCAAAGCAAUAUGGAGAUGACAGUAUUGCAGAUUAUUAAUGCAAGUGAAGUGCUCUCGCUUGCUUCCCAUUAUCCUUAUAUACGACUCUUCCAAGCAGGAUUGAGUGAAUCAGCUGAAGAGUUGAAUGAUCUUGAUAGCAUUGCGGUACAGUGGUCGAUUCCCACUGCAGAGAUUCUUGGACAAGGCAACUUCACCUCAUUCUCGGCUGUCUGCUGGUUGUUUGGUCAAUACCUCUAUGAUAAGCUACAGUAUCCUAUCGGCUUGGUGGAAUCAUGUUGGGGAGGAACUCCCAUUGAAGCUUGGUCUUCCCAACGAGUCCUGCACAAAUGUGAAAUUCCUUUCAGUAUUGGCAAUCGAGUAAAUGAAAAAAGUGGUCCCCAUCAACCUACUGUUUUGUGGAAUGCAAUGAUACACCCUCUACGUAGAAUGACAAUCACAGGAGCCAUCUGGUAUCAAGGUGAAGCAAACACAAAUUGGCACAUUGCACAGUAUAACUGCACCUUCCCGGCAAUGAUAGAGGAUUGGAGGCAGGUUUUCCAUCAAGGCUCUGGAGGAGCCACACAAAUAGACUUCCCUUUUGGAUUUGUCCAGCUGUCCACAUACCACCAUGCUGUCCCAGACGAUUCUUUCCCAUGGAUACGUUGGCAUCAAACCGCUGAUUUUGGUUAUGCUCCAAACCCAAAGAUGAAGAGAACAUUCAUGGCAGUCGCAAUGGACCUAGGUGAUGAGAAAUCACCUUAUGGCACCAUUCAUCCUCGAUACAAACAAGAUGUCGCAUAUAGAUUGUACCUUGGCGCUCGAGCAGUGGCUUACAAAGAAACAGCAGUCGUUUUCCAGGGCCCAUUUCCUAAGGAUGUCCAGCUCAAGAACAGCACAGAAUUGACCAUCAUCUACACGCAGGAGCUGACAGUGCUGGAGCUCAGUCAUGAUAUAUUUGAGGUGUGUUGCUGUACAACAUGGAAUUUGUCUAACUGUAAGUGGAUCUCUGUCCCCAUUGUCGACCAUUCUGUCAAUUCAAUAUCUUUAUCUCUAAAUCAGUGUCACCAGAAGGUGACUGGUAUCCGUUAUGCUUGGAUGGAGUGGCCAUGUGACCUGAAGAAGUGCCCCUUAUACAGCAAAGAUUCUAACUUACCUGCUCCAACAUUCAUGAUACAACCAGCCCACAAUGGACCAUUCUGAAUGUCGCCUGUCAAACCGUUGCUAUAAAAUAAAUUUUAGGGAUAUUUAGACUGUUUAAAAUAUGACCAACUUUAGUGCCAGUCUAGGUCUCCUUCCAUUGGGGUGAUGCAAGUCUGAUAUUUCAUGUACUGAAUUUGAAAGGUCUGUGGAAAUUUUGAAUCCAAUGUGAUCCUGUCAGACUUUUUAAUAUUAAUACAUUUUCUGCUUUUUCUAAUGUGUGAAAUAAAUAAAUCUUAGGAGGGUUCACAAGCUGGAACUAUAGCAUUGACUUUCCUGCAUGAUAUGAAUAUUUUAAAUUGAAUAAUAAACUUAUACAGGCAGUAAUCUGCUCAGGGAUCUAACAAUAUUGGGUAAUUGAUAAAUUUAUCAAUAGCAAAUAGUGUUUGUAUUUUAAUUAAAAAUUGAGUGAAACACUUAUAGAAUAUAAAUUACAAUCUUGGCUGUGAUCAGUGAGUGUUUGCAAUAAUUUUAAUAGGAACAAUUUUAAUGGGGCAGUAUGGUGGCUCAGUGGUUAGCACUGCUGCCUCACAGCAUCAGGGACCCAGGUUCAGUUCCAGGCU
Messenger RNA from Chiloscyllium plagiosum (whitespotted bambooshark), 2139 nucleotides. It is a transcript of the gene siae, whose product is annotated as sialic acid acetylesterase. Gene Ontology annotation, molecular function: sialate O-acetylesterase activity. Gene Ontology annotation, biological process: carbohydrate metabolic process. The record is from RefSeq and is a predicted model, not a curated record. Lineage: Eukaryota; Metazoa; Chordata; Chondrichthyes; Orectolobiformes; Hemiscylliidae.